This is a messenger RNA of Fusarium pseudograminearum CS3096, 387 nucleotides long. RefSeq lists its product as uncharacterized. NCBI's taxonomy places the organism in Eukaryota, Fungi, Ascomycota, Sordariomycetes, Hypocreales, Nectriaceae. The coding region runs from base 1 to 387 and encodes 128 amino acids. The transcript has 3 exons. The record is from RefSeq and is a predicted model, not a curated record.
AUGGCCUCUCGCAUCGUCUCUCGCCGUUUCCUCUCCACCACUGCUCGCCGUUUCCAGGAGCACCAGAAGUCUGAGCUCAAGAAGGAGUCCCAACGCAACCCCGAGAUUCUGAUUCUCGGUGGUGUUAUGGUUGCUGCUCUUGGCGGUGCUGGUUACUACUUUGGCCGAUCGCCCACUGGUUCUACCUCCGAGUCUCCCGUUGCCAUCGCUACUCACCCCUGGGAGAGUGGCAGCUCUGGCAAGUACCAGUACCACCCCGGUGGUGACCUCAGCCAGGCCCCCAAGGACGCUCCUAGCGCCCUCAACGUUGUCGUUGUUCCCAACGUCACCCUUCCUUCCGAGCUUCACGACAAGUACAACAAGUGGGGUAAGGACGGAUACCCUUAA